AUGGUGAGACAAAUAAGGGAAAGUUGGCUCAACAACGAUACUUAUUUGCUUAAUACACUUCCAAGUACAGAUAGAAGCAUCGAAGAUGAAGAUAAUGGAAUUAAAAGAGUCGCCAACAGGAUAGAUACUCCUGAAAUAGGGGAUAGAAAAAGAAAAUCCAGUCAAUUAAGUGAGGAAGAAAAAUAUGCUACAGAAGAUAUAAAAAGACACCAGACAAGUGAAAGUAGUCUAGGAAAUUCACCAGGAAUUAUUCAUGUAAAACAAGAUCCUGAUUACUUAAAUAAUUUUAAGGAAUUUGAUUACGAAGCAGUUAGUCAAGAAAUAGUUAAUCAUCUUGACUCUGCAAUGGAAAAUUAUACAAGUUCUCCCUCAUCAGAUGAAUUCUAUAUUUGA
Messenger RNA from Debaryomyces tyrocola, 393 nucleotides. The record is from the annotation of a GenBank genome assembly. NCBI's taxonomy places the organism in Eukaryota, Fungi, Ascomycota, Pichiomycetes, Serinales, Debaryomycetaceae.